Messenger RNA from Hypanus sabinus (Atlantic stingray), 5314 nucleotides. It is a transcript of the gene map3k8, whose product is annotated as mitogen-activated protein kinase kinase kinase 8. The transcript is spliced from 8 exons. Gene Ontology annotation, biological process: protein phosphorylation. The record is from RefSeq and is a predicted model, not a curated record. Bases 2208 to 3647 code for a protein of 479 amino acids. Gene Ontology annotation, molecular function: protein kinase activity; ATP binding. NCBI's taxonomy places the organism in Eukaryota, Metazoa, Chordata, Chondrichthyes, Myliobatiformes, Dasyatidae.
GAGCUUGUUAUCUCCUUACCACGUACUUUCUCUGGUGACACAAAGGGACUGUAGAUGCCGAAAUCUGUGUCGGCAUACAAGAAUUUGGAGCAGGCAGCAUCUACAGAGGAAAAAUAGACAGUAGAUGUUUCUGGUCGAGAACUUCCAUCAGGACUGGAGAAAGAAAGGAGAUAGACAGCUUUAAAAAAAAGGUAGAGGAAGGGGUGUAGCAAGAGUUGAUAGGUGACAGGUAAAUCCAAAUGAGGCGGCGAUAAGCAGAUGAUGGAGGAGAAGUCGGAAUGGUGGCAGAACUGGAAGGUGAUAAUAUGCCCAUCAUUCACACAGUUGUCCCAUUUUCCCCACCUCCCUCUCCUACCAGAUUCCAUCACCUUCAGCACUUUGUCACUUCCGCCUACCACAUCUCAGCUUCUGACUUUGCUUCCACUCUCUGCUCCCCCAUUUGCACCUCACCCUUCCUCAUCUGGGUCCACCUAUCACUGCCAGAUCUCCCUCCAUCCUUCCCCUCCAACUCUUUGUAUUGGCUAUCUCCUCUCUUUCUUUCCAGUUCUGAUGAAGGGUCUUGACCUACAAAAUUGAUUGCCAAUUUCCUUUUGCAUAGAUGCUGCCUGACCCGCACCUCCCUCCAGCUUUUUGUGUGUUUUUCCAUCUUUCUCUCCUCUUGCUCACUUCUGUAAACCAAUUUCUGUAAAUCAGUUUAGUCUACUCAGUGAGUAACUGCAUGUGGUUUCCUGCAGCUCUGUAGGUACUUUAUUCUUGUCACAUAUACCCUCUCACGCUGAAAAGCUUUGUUUCCCGUGCCGUUGCAUUACAAGGCAGAACAGUAGCAGAAUGAAGAAUAAAAUGGAGUAGUUACAGAGAAAGGACAAUAAGGUGCAAGGCCAUUAACAAGGAAAAUAUCUAGGAUCUGUGGGUCCUGGCAGCUUCACUGAGGUAGCCAGAAGUAUAGACAGAGUCCGGGGAGCCAAAUGCAUUUAAGUCCUAGUGUAUUCAUCCAGAAGGCAUAAUCCCCUCCAUCAGCCUCUGCUCCAUUCUCCCUCCCCCUACUUCCCCUUUAUGUGAGCACCAUAGAGGCAGAAACAGACCUUUAACCACCCCCACUGAAUUGGGCCCUAGCGCAGCAGUGUAUCUCCUUUUUGACACAAGAGGUACUGCAGGUGCUGGAAAUCUCGAGCAAGACCCACCUGGACAGGCGCAGCAGGUCGGGCAGCAUCUAUGGGUGGGAGUAAACAGACGACGUUUCCUCUGGUUCAGUGUGCAUGAUAAAAUGCAGGCUUGCUGUCGCCUUUUUUUUUCAUUGUUUAGUCUGUAUACCGGUCAAGCUGCCGAAGAUAUUGCUCUUUAACGUGAAAUAUUUAAGAAAAUCCUAACUUUUUAAUUUAAAAAGGUGGAGGAGAGAGUACUGGUAGUGGUAGUACGGGUUUGCAAGCUCCCGAGCACUGUAAAAAUACAAUAGAACCGUGUCUCUUUUACUAUUUGUGGAUCUCCCCAAGUGUUUCUUUGGCCACGUAUUAGUUAUUCUAUGGCGCUAUUAAUUAAUUCCGUGACGUGUUUCAAACAUAGAUGAAAAGGGAAGGUAUCCUACAGAGACAAGUAAUUCUUUUGGUCCACUCUCCUUCCCACACGUCCGCGUUACCAUCAAACGUGAGUGAUGAUGCAAAGUAGCGAAAGGCCAAAUAAAAAACAAUCCUCGAUUACAAAGAGUAAGCGUGUCCGCAACUAAUGUCGACGCAUUGAGUUAUUAAAACCCAGUUGUGUCUCUAUUUUUCAUAUCUUCGCGCUGCGAUUCCAUUGCAUCCAAGCAAACGCGCCAUUACACAGAUCUGAGGUUUGAAACGGAUAUAUUCACGCUGGGACAAGGAAGAUAAAAGCUCUGCGUAAUGUUGACGUGUGGUAGGCCACGACUUUUUACGCACAGUGAUGGAGUGUGUAAGAAAACAGGAAGUGAUUUGUACUGGCAGUGGGGGAAAAACGUUUUAAACUGCCCGUCCUCUAGGGGAGAUCUGGGGCAACCCCAGGCGCUCUACCCUCCGCCCCCGCUGAUUUCCAUAGCAACGCCCCAUAUGCCUAUGUGCCCGGGAAUCCCAGCACGUCACUCAGUCAGGCCGGUCAACAGAGAACAUCGGAGUAUGUCCCAGACGCCGAGAGGAACGGCGGGGUGAGCUUGUUUCCGAGCAGCCCGCUGAGCUGAUGGUACCUGCCGACCCCUUAUGCUUAGCACGGACGGCCGGGAGCGACAGAAGGCGAUGGAUUCCAUGUUGACCGAGAGCAUCCAGAACGCAAGCUUGGAACUGCUUCUGGAACAGAUGGACGACAUGAUGGAUGCGCUGGAAGUGCUCUUCCCGCUGGAGGAGUGCACGGCGCUAUACCAGCAGAAUCUCCUGGGGCUGACCCAGGGCUCCGAUGAACUAGAGCGGGGUCUUCGAGAGGAGGGAGGCGGGGACAGUCUUCAAUCGAACUUGCUCGCCACUGUCAGAUAUGGGACGGUGGAGGACUUACUUAACUUCACUAAUCAGGUGACAAGCACUUCCCAUAGUCUCAAACGGGACAGAAACUACCAGGCAGGAGUCAUGUUGAAUAAGACGGCAAUAACUAUCAACAAUGGGCAUUAUUGGGUCAACACUGAUGUCUCCUUGUUUCCAUGGAAAUUCGCCCAUAGAAAUAUCGGGCCUGGCUACAUCCCUCGAGGUACUUUUGGAAAGUGCCACCUUGCACAAGAUGAGAAGACAAAAAAGCGUAUGGCAUGCAAAUUGAUACCGAUGGAAUACUUCAAACCUGCCGACAUUAAGAUCCAAGCACGGUUCCGGCAUGAGAACAUUGCAGAAUUGUAUGGGGCCUUACUCUGGAAUGAGACCAUACACCUCUUCAUGGAGGCAGGAGAGGGAGGUUCCGUCCUGGAAAAACUGGAAAGCUGUGGGCCAAUGAAAGAAUAUGAAAUCAUAUGGUUGACUAAACAUGUCCUCAAAGCCCUUGACUUCCUACAUUCCAAAAGAGUGAUCCAUCAUGACAUUAAACCCAGCAACAUAGUUCUCAUGUCAACCAAAGCAGUGCUGGUAGAUUUUGGACUCACUGUACAGAUGACUGAAGAAAUCUACAUUCCCAGAGAUAUUCGAGGGACAGAGUUUUAUAUGAGUCCAGAAGUUAUUACCUGCAGAGGACAUUCAACAAAAUCAGACAUCUACAGUCUUGGUUCUACGAUUAUCCACAUGCAGACUGGAAAUCCGCCCUGGGUGAAGAGAUACCCUAGAUCAGCUUACCCAUCAUAUCUGUACAUUAUUCACAAACAGGCUCCGCCGUUAGAAGAUAUUGCAGGGGAUUGCAGCUCGACCAUGAGGCAAUUCAUUGAGGCUGCAUUGGAGAGAAAUCCAAAGGAGCGCUGGUCUGCAGCGGAGCUGUUGAAGCACGAAGCACUGAGCCAACCAGCCGAAGAUCAGCCACGCUGCCAGAGCCUCGACUCAGCACUCUUUGAGCUAAGUCGUACCUUCAGGAGAAAAGAGCUGGAGCUGCCUGAGCAAAUUUGUGAUAAUUCCAUGUGCAGCACAGAAGAAUCAACUGUGGGAAAACGGAACCGCUCUCUUUACAUAGACUUUGGUGCCUUGGCUGGAUAUUUCAACAUAAUCAGAGGUCCUCCAGGAUCAGAAUAUGGCUGACUUUUCUCCAAAAGCUCCGAGUGGCCCCUGGUCUCGUCAGGCUUGAAAAUAUUGUAAACCGCUAGAGGAAACAGCAACGGGCUGCAGUUGUGUGGAUUGAGAAGAGUAAGCAGGAGGGUGGACAAGGGUAGUUGUGACAGCGUGCGGGGGUCACAGAUUCUUUUUACUCAUUCUGAUAGCAGCAUUAAGGGAAGAAAUAUUGCAGAGAUGUAUUUUAUCACAAAUAUAUUUUGUUUAGCAAAACAUCCGUGGUGUGAAUGGAGGACAGUGCCAGGAAGACGAAUUUUUGCUCAGUUUUCUGCAGCUACUUUAUUAUCCUUUGCUGCAGCUGGUGGUUUGAACGGUGCAUCGUUACUCCUGCUCGUUCUCUUUGUUUUCAGUGAUGAUCGCUGUUUAAUGUAUUUCUCUAAUGAAAAAUUACUGAAGAUGAUGAAAGUCUUAUCAAAAUACACGUGUUCCUAUGGAAACAAGAGCAUGUACAUAAUGAAUGCCAUGCAGCCAAAUGAAUUGCACACAAGGUGUGUUGUGGGUUCGCAGUGACCUAGUAGCCCUGUAAAGGUUUUGAGCUGAUAGUUCUAGUAUACCCUAUGGGAGGGGUUAGCCUCUGCUUCAUUGAGCAACUAAUUAAGGAAUAGUGCAAAUACUUCAUGUGUUAACCUUAUGCUCUGCAUUUUAGUCACAUUACUUCAUUAGCUGCUAAAAUGAAAAUAAAUGAAACUUCAAGAUAGUUCUCUAUAUUCUAAGCGUAACAUUUCAAUGUGUUGUAACUUCUAGUGUGCUGUUAUUAGUUGUUAACUUUAAUGAUGUGUGUUGUAUAAUACAAGUUAAUUUGUUGCAAAACAAAAGCUGUGAGAAUGUGUGCAGCUGGGUUAAGCUAACAUUAUGUACUGUACUGAUGCCUGCAAUAUUCAAAUCAAUAUAUCUCUCCGAUAAGUACUCUCUUUUACGAUAUUUGCCCUGAUAUCUAGUGGCUUGGAUUGAGCUAGAGAUUAUUGGAGAUCAAAUUCCAUUAAAAAGGAGAUAACGAGCUGGUGUUAGUAAACUGCCUUGGAAAUUAUUGAGCUGUUGCAAAGACAAGCCAGUUCUUAACAGAAAAAAAAUGCCUAGAAAUCAAGUUUCACUCUAGUAUUGUGCACUGAAUGAACAGAUCUGUCCCCACAUUGAAUGUCCAAAGAGUAGCAAAAUUGGAUAAAAAUCCUUUAUAGCAGGUCUUCGGCAUUCGCACACAGAUUCAUGCACUAUAAUGGCAUCAUGAAUAAAAUGUUUCUGUACAUAAAAAUGUACAAUAGCUCAAGUUUCCUGGCCUUUUAUCAAGAUCCAGUUGAUAAUAUACUGUGUUUAUACGUGACUCUAGACACAUUUCUAGCAAGUUUCUCUAAUAAGAUUGUUCAAAAAUGCACCAUCAGUACAUUCUCUGGCAGUUAAUGUAGAGAUUUCAUUAUGCUUAGGACAAAUUCAGCAUCUGAAAAUACACAUUUUUUUAUAAAUUUCCUUCAAGUCCUUUUGUAUAACAAUUGUUGGCCUAUUUUUAAUUGUGGCUUCCUGAAGAUGUAGAUUUGAAUCUUGCAGUCACCCAUAAUGCAUAGGUUGCUUGAGUUUGAGUCCGAGUUUUUGUUUUACAUCUUGUAUCACUGUUUUACGGUCAAAUAAAAAGUGUUAAGAUUCCA